GUGAAUCUCGCCUCCUUUCUAAACACCUUUGAAUCCGAUCCCCCUUUUCCCCCAAAUUACAAUAAAAAAAUAAAAACAAAUAAAUAAUCCAACACAUAAACUUAACCCCUAAGCUUCUCCCGAAUCCACAUCAUAUAUGAUAUAUUCAUAUCCCCCUGCCUCUUCAUUCACCGUCUAUAUAAACCCGUCACCGAACACAUCCUCCUCUCACCUCACAUCACAUCACAAACCCAGACAUUUCUUAGUUUCUGGAAAAUUCGAUUUUGUGAAUGGAGGAAUUGAGAAUGGUAGGAGGAGAAGAAGGAGAGGAAGAGAUUUUCUGCGGCAUAGAUUUCUAUGUUCUACCGGAAGGAUGCAUCGCGGCUGUUGUUUCCUUCACUAGUCCUCGUGAUGCGUGCCGUUUCUCUUCUAUAUCGAAGAUUUUCAAGUCUGCUGCUGAUUCUGAUGCUGUUUGGGAGAAUUUUCUGCCGUCUGAUUACCGUGAGAUUCUCGGUCGAUCCGAUGAUGGUGUUUCGCUUUUGGAUUCUCUCUCCAAAAAGGAGCUCUUCAUGCACCUCGCUGAUAAUCCUAUCCUCAUUGAUGAGGGUGCUAUGAGCUUUUCACUGGAGAAAUCAACUGGCAAAAAGUGUUUCACAAUAUCUGCCAAGAACCUGACCAUUAUUUGGGGUGAUACACCAAGAUAUUGGACAUGGCAUUCUGAACCCGUGUCAAGGUUUUCUGAAGUAGCAGAGCUCGUUACCGUCUGCUGGCUUGAAAUAAAAGGGAAAAUGAAAACCUCCCUGUUAUCUCCAAACACAGAGUAUGCAGCUUACCUUGUCUUCACAAUGGGAAGAGGAGCGUACGGGUUUUACUCCCCGGCCGAGGUUACACUCCAAACUUCUGGAGGCAAAGUGGAAACAGAGAAUGUUAAUUGGGAGUCACCACACAGGUUCCAAAUUGUACCAAGGCGUAGUAGUGCUUUCAACCAGCUCAGGGCUCCUAUGUCAAGGACGCAGCCGGCUGAGACAGAAGACGAGACAAAGCUUCCGAAGAAACGAGCAGACGGGUGGCUCGAGAUCAAAAUCGGAGAAUUCUCAACUCGGAGGGAUGAUGAAGAUGGAGAAGUGGAGAUGGCAGUGUUGGAUGUCAAGGGUGGGAAUUGGAAAGGUGGGUUGAUUGUUGAAGGGAUUGAGAUUAGACCAAAAAUUGUCAAUGAGUAAAAAAUGUAUCAAUUAGUUCUGUAUUUCGAUCUGCUCACCCCUUAUGGAAUUUGUUGAGAGGAAAGAUAUUUGGUUGGCGUUUCUGUUGUUAUUCAGCAGCCGUAUCCCCUUUUUUUUUUUUUUUGUGUAUCAUUAGGUUCUUGAAUAAGAGAUGUUUUAUUGAAGAAUGUUAGCAGUGUAUAUUCUAGUGAUCAAAGAGUACUUUGGAAUGGUAGUCUUCAA
Spinacia oleracea (spinach) is the source of this 1421-nucleotide messenger RNA. RefSeq names its product putative F-box protein PP2-B12. The transcript is spliced from 3 exons. Bases 270 to 1199 code for a protein of 309 amino acids. Lineage: Eukaryota; Viridiplantae; Streptophyta; Magnoliopsida; Caryophyllales; Amaranthaceae. Gene Ontology annotation, molecular function: protein binding. The record is from RefSeq and is a predicted model, not a curated record.